AUGUCCUACACCUUCCUCUACCUUUGCGUCUUAUGCCACAUUGUCUGGCCACCCUGUGAAGCUGCUCCAGCACGGUCUGCAAGGAACAAGCUGCUGCUCAUCUCCUUUGAUGGCUUCCGUUGGGAUUAUGACCGGGAUCUUGAAACCCCCAACCUGGAUCAGAUGGCCAAGGAUGGCGUGAAAGCGGUCUAUGUCACGCCACCCUUUCUCACCAUCACCAGCCCUGCUCACUUUUCGCUGCUGACAGGAAAUUUUGUGGAGAACCACGGGGUGAUCCACAAUAUUUGGUUCAACACAACCACUCAGGAGAAGAAACAGUACCAUGCUACUCAGUUUGUUGAUUCCUACUGGGACAACGGCAGCUUACCCAUCUGGAUAACAGCACAAAGACAGGGUUUAAAAACGGGGUCGCUGCAUUUCCCUGGCACGGCUGCCACUUACAGAGGAGAAACCGUAAAUGUGAGGCAAGUGGAACCUCCGAUCUAUGAUCACGGAAACGAGACAGAAUGGAGGCUUAACAUCGAUAAAGUGAUUGGAGAAUGGUUCCACAAGCAGGACCUGGAUUUUGUCUCCUUGUACUUCGGGGAACCAGAUCUAGUCGGACACAAAUAUGGACCAGAUUCUCCAGAAUGCCAGAAAAUGGUCCAGCAAGUGGAUCGUACUGUGGGCUACAUUCGGGAUAAGAUCCAUCACCAUGGUUUAACUGACCGACUCAAUAUCAUUAUUACUGCUGAUCAUGGAAUGACGAGAAUCUUACCUGAAGGACAAAUUCAAAGGAUCGUCUUGUCUAAGAUCCCAGGCUUCACCUUCAAUGAUAUCCGCUUCCAACUCUUGGAUUAUGGUCCUUUGGGAAUGCUGCUUCCGAAAGAAGGGAAGCUGGAGAAGGUCUAUCAGGCUCUGAAAAAAGGCCACCCUCACCUUCAUGUGUACAAAAAGGAGGAGAUUCCAGAGAGGCUGCACUACAGUUCCCAUCCACGACUGCUUCCCAUUAUUCUAUUGUCUGAUCCUGGAUAUGUCAUCAGUGGGUUUUUACCACUGCAAUUCAACAAAGGGGAUCACGGCUUUGACAAUGAGGUCAUGGACAUGAAAGCCUUCUUCAGAGCGGUCGGGCCCAAUUUUCAGAAGAACUUGAUUGUCAAUCCAUUUGACUUGGUCAACGUGUACCCGCUGAUGUGCCAUCUCCUUGGGAUAAAACCAGAGCGCAACGAUGGACACUUGGAGAAUGUCAAACACAUGCUAGUACCCACGGAGAACACAGGAAGUGGCCAUGAUGGAGCAGAGGGCAACACUCCAAUGGAGGUGCUGAUAGGAGCGAUAUCCGUGACAGGGUUUCUCAGCCUUGUGUUCAUCGUCAUCGUUACCUACAACAUGUGCAAAAGAAGAGAAUCCUGAGGUGUUCUGGAAGUUAUAUUCAGGAAUACUGUUGUAUCUUAUCUAAAUGUCGCAGCACUCACAUGAAAAAUGUCUUUUCCUGGAUUCAAAGAAAGGGUAUUUAUCUUGACUCCAUCAGAUUUGCUCUUCUCCCCCAGUGCAGUUUGUCCCAAAUUUUGGGGUAUCAAAGUAGUUGAGAUAAGAAAAGACAAAUUGAGGGAGUACUCUUUCUUGUAUUGAAGAUAAACAUACAUAAAUAUAUGUGUCAUUCAUUCAUUCAUUCAUUUUCUACCGCUUUUUCCUCACGAGAGUCGCGGGGGUGCUGGAGCCAAUCCCAGCUGUCUUUUGUGCGAGAGGCGGGGUACACCCUGGACUGGUCGCCAGCCAAUCAGAGGGCACAUAUAGACAAACAACCAUUCAAACUCACAUUCAUACCUAUGGACAAUUUGGAGUCGCCAAUAAACCUAGCAUGUUUUUGGAAUGUGGGAGGAAACCGGAGUACCCGGAGAAAACCCACGCAUGCACGGAGAUGGCCGAGGGUGGA
Doryrhamphus excisus (bluestripe pipefish) is the source of this 1915-nucleotide messenger RNA. The record is from RefSeq and is a predicted model, not a curated record. NCBI's taxonomy places the organism in Eukaryota, Metazoa, Chordata, Actinopteri, Syngnathiformes, Syngnathidae.